UCGUUCAUCAUUGAAAGGAUAUCAUCAAGUGAUGGUACUCCAGUAGAAAUCAAUAAUUGUCCAUUAUAUGGUGAUAAACGUGUUCCUGAGGAAUUUUCGUUUGAUUGGUUUGAACUCCCAUUACUUUUAGGCAAUUCUUCCGUACUUUGUUCAAUAAAUGGUCCAGCUGAAGUUAAAUUAAGAGACGAAAAAUUGGAUAAAGCCACCAUUGAUGUGCUGGUUAGACCUUUAGUUGAUGCAACAGCUGCAAUAAAUGCAACUACGAUUGCUUUAAUCAAUGCAGGAAUUCCAAUGAAAGAUCUCGUCGCGGCGGUUUCUUGCGUUGUAAAUAAAGACGAUAAAAUAUUAUUGGAUCCUAUAGCACAUCGUCUUAUUAUUUUGUGA
Molecule: messenger RNA, 384 nt
Organism: Funneliformis geosporum
Lineage: Eukaryota; Fungi; Glomeromycota; Glomeromycetes; Glomerales; Glomeraceae
Source: the annotation of a GenBank genome assembly